Molecule: messenger RNA, 1260 nt
Organism: Manduca sexta (tobacco hornworm)
Lineage: Eukaryota; Metazoa; Arthropoda; Insecta; Lepidoptera; Sphingidae
Exons: 5
Coding region: 133-717 (194 amino acids)
Source: RefSeq, a predicted model, not a curated record
ACAUUAGCAAAAUCAUCGUCUGUCAACGAUGGAGCGACAAUCUAAAAAUUGAAAUUAAUUGAAUUGUGCAAAAUUAUUGUUGUUAAGAAAAUAAAAUUCCUACAGUUUAUAGACUAAAUAAAGAAUCACAAAAUGGGUGGCGGACAAUCAGUCCGCGCAACACAAUUCAACCGUCCUGACAAAACAGAAGCCGAUCCAACCAUAAACGAAGAAUCAACAGAACACCACAUCAGCAUCUCCAAUAAAAUGGUGGAAAGACUGGUGGAAGAUGCGACGUUGGCGGGCGGCGUAGCAGCGGCUGCCGCGGGCACACCACGUGGAGACUAUAAGGACAAAAUGUUCAUGGAAAAACUCAAGUACAUGGACGAGCAUCACUCCGAGAGAUGUGGAUUAACCGUAGAAGAUUUAAACGCAAUAGCAAAACGCAUCGAGCUCCGCACCAGUAACAUGGUGAGCAUAGAGCCUGUGUGUGCCGAAUGCAAGCAGCGGGUCAUCGACUGCUACAACCGGGAACGAAUCGACAACGCCGUCAGAUGUUCAGAUUCUGUUGGUGCGUUCACAAAAUGCGUGAGGGAGACAGCAACGACUCGUCUGCGUGCGCGUACGCAGAAGGAAGCUCGGGAAACCGCUCGCCGUUCCAGACACGUGGCACAUGCACGCCACCAUGCUUUGCGAGACCUAGUACCACCUCCUGAAGAAGAAGCUACUGCUAUUUAGAACAUAUCAAUGUAUUAAUACCAUCCCAAAAUAUUGUAUUUUUUAAAUUUUUUAUUGCGAUAUUCCGCUCGUAGCCAUACAAAUGCAUACCAGAACGUCCGGAGAAAACAAUGAUGGUCGUUACUUCUAUCAUGCACACAUCUACUGAGUACGUAAAUACUAACAUCAUUAUUUAUUUUCGCUUUCGCUUUGUAUUGGCCAGAUAUCUAGCAUACGUCGUAUUGUGAUUCUUACUUUAUAAAAGCCACAACAGUGAUGAUCUAUUUAGGAACUUUUAGAACAACUAUUAGAUAAUAGAUAUUUUUUGCCCGACAUUAUAAAUUUAUAAAGAUCAUUCAUUAAAUUAUUAUAUUCAAAAGUUUAAGAUUAGGUAUUCAUAAAGUAGUCAGUUUGACAUAAAUCUCGAUAUCUUUCAACCUGAGACUAUAAUUUAGCACGACAUUAAGUUUUGUGCUCCAAAAUACCACAAUAAAUAUAUUAUUUACUAACAUUGUUGUUUUCGUACAGUUAUAGGUAUUGAUAUUUAAUUUAUCUGCGGUCUUU